GCUCUGCGUACGAGGGCGCCCAUCUCGCUGGUCAGCUGGAUCCUAGGAACAGAUCCGGGGCAGAGGGAAGAGAGCGCCGGGUCAGGGGCCGCAACCGCCGCUCCCGCGGAGUCCGCCCGCCAGCCCGCCAGCUCUCGCGGGCCUGCCUGUCAGGGUCAGAUCAACCAUUGGCUUGCCCUCUGUCAUAGUCAGCUGAAAGUGACUUCUCAAGUUUCUUCAGGAUGCCCGCAGCACUUGUGGAGAAUAGCCAGGUUAUCUGUGAAGUCUGGGCCAGCAAUCUAGAAGAAGAGAUGAGGAAGAUUCGAGAAAUUGUGCUCAGUUACAGUUAUAUUGCCAUGGACACAGAAUUUCCAGGUGUUGUGGUGCGACCAAUUGGUGAAUUUCGUAGUUCCAUAGAUUACCAGUAUCAGCUUUUGCGGUGCAAUGUUGACCUUUUAAAAAUUAUCCAGCUGGGCCUUACAUUCACGAAUGAGAAGGGAGAAUACCCUUCUGGAAUCAACACUUGGCAGUUCAACUUCAAAUUCAACCUUACAGAGGACAUGUACUCUCAGGAUUCCAUAGAUCUCCUUGCAAACUCAGGACUACAGUUUCAGAAGCACGAAGAGGAAGGGAUUGACACACUGCACUUUGCGGAGCUGCUUAUGACAUCAGGGGUGGUUCUCUGUGACAAUGUCAAAUGGCUUUCAUUUCACAGUGGCUAUGACUUUGGCUACAUGGUAAAGUUACUUACUGACUCUCGUUUGCCAGAAGAGGAACAUGAAUUCUUUCAUAUUCUGAACCUUUUCUUCCCAUCCAUUUAUGAUGUGAAAUACCUGAUGAAGAGUUGCAAAAAUCUUAAGGGAGGUCUUCAGGAAGUUGCUGAUCAGUUAGAUUUGCAGAGAAUUGGAAGGCAGCAUCAGGCAGGCUCAGACUCACUGCUGACAGGAAUGGCAUUCUUCAGGAUGAAAGAGUUGUUUUUUGAGGACAGUAUUGAUGAUGCCAAGUAUUGUGGGCGGCUCUAUGGCCUGGGCACGGGAGUGGCCCAGAAGCAGAAUGAGGAUGUGGACUCUGCCCAGGAGAAGAUGAGCAUCCUGGCGAUCAUCAACAACAUGCAGCAGUGAUGGUGGCGAGGCUCCGCGGAGCGGGCCGGCCCCAGAAUGGUGCUCACUGUGCUGACUGUAUACUUACCUUCCUCCCCAAGAGAAACCGCUACUUUUGAGCAAGCUGUACUUACCAUCUCCACUGCGCAGAAGGACUUCUGUUUUACUAAAGACAAAGAAGUCUUUUAGAUCCAGAAGAGGGCAGUUUUCUCUGAAUUUGUAAACAAGUCUUAUGUAUUCCUCAUCCCUAGGCCUCUUUUCCAGUUGCCUCCUGCCACCAGCAUCCAUGGCUCAUUUGACACCUUUUUAAAUACCCAGGACGAGUGAGAAACAAACUAGUAAAAUGUAUAUAACUCUUACCUGUUGUCAUUCUUUUUCUUUUAAAUUUGUUGCUAAUCUCUGAGGAUGAAGACUUCUGAUUCUCAGCUGAGCUGAGGGCUUCCAGGAAAAGUAGAACAAAAUGGUAUUCUUAAGUGUGGGUGAUAGGUGUUGAGUCUUUUCCUUUUUUUGACCCUUCUCCAGGACAUUUGCUUUCCUCAUGGAAAUGAAUUACAUGCUCAGUGCUGAAAUUUGAAGACCAGAUAAUAACUUACCUUAAAAAAAAAAAUUCUACUGAACCUGUCUACUCUUUAUUCAUAAGGAACACCAGAGUGGGCAUUAAGUUAACCACUUAAGUGUCUUUACAUCCUAUUGUGCCACUGAGAUUUGCUGUCACAUGUGCAUCAUUUGAAAUCAUUUUAUGUUUUCAUAUAACAAAAUCGCAGAUUUGAGAAAUUAGUUAAGAUCAGAUUUUUGAAUCCUAAGUCUGUUGUGAUUUCAGAUGGGCAUUUGUAUUCCCCCACCUCUCUUCUCUGUUUUCCGCUUUUCCUUUUAGCAAACCUGAGAAGUUAGGGAGAUGGAUUAAUGUGAGUACCAGAAAUGUGAAUCUUCAAAAAGUUUUAGUAGUUCAUAUAAACAGGGCAGUAAGGAAUUUGUUUUACAGAGUUCUCGUGGAGUAAUAUCGCACAACUGGGGUAGAAAGCUCAGGACUGUGAUUCCACCCCCCCCUCCCAAAACUAGUCAUUUAAAAAGUACACUGUAUUUUUUUUUUUUAAAUGACAGUAUGGACAAUUUUGAAAACCCAUUUGCAAUGGUGGAAAUGAAACUGGUAACUCACUGAAGUGGAUGAAUAGUCUUGCAUUUUAAAAGCUUAUAGAAAACUCAAUUUGAAAUGAUUCAAAAAUGUCAAGUAUUAUAAGCUGGUAUUUAAGAUGCUUGUAAAUAUAUUUAUGUUUUUAAUUUUGUAUAAUAAAGAUUUCUUUUUAACUACUGG
Molecule: messenger RNA, 2391 nt
Organism: Myotis lucifugus (little brown bat)
Lineage: Eukaryota; Metazoa; Chordata; Mammalia; Chiroptera; Vespertilionidae
Gene: CNOT8
Product: CCR4-NOT transcription complex subunit 8
Exons: 7
Coding region: 222-1100 (292 amino acids)
Cellular component (GO): CCR4-NOT complex; CCR4-NOT core complex; P-body
Molecular function (GO): nucleic acid binding; poly(A)-specific ribonuclease activity
Source: RefSeq, a predicted model, not a curated record